CGGAGCCGAGUCUCGCGAGAAGCGGUGUUGGCGCGCUUGGCGGCGGCCGCUGUCUGGGUGAGGAAAAGAUGUUAGAGCAAGAAGAAAAUGGCUUGUUUGAAAUACCAGAUUAUGAACAUGUAGAAGAUGAAACUUUUCCUCCCUUCCCACCUCCGGCCUCGCCAGAGAGAGAUCCUGCAGACGCUGAACCUGAGGAAGGAUCAGGGAGUGGAGUACCUGUUCCGCCAAAGAGAACAGUUAAGAGGAAUCUACCUAAGCUAGAUGCUACGAGAUUGACUUCAGAGAGAGGGCUUCCAGCCUUAAGGCAUGUGUUUGAUAAGACGAAAUUCAAGGGGAAGGGUCAUGAGGCUGAAGACUUGAAAACGCUAAUCAGACACAUGGAGCACUGGGCACAUAGGCUAUUCCCCAAACUGCAAUUUGAAGACUUUAUUGACAGAGUUGAAAACCUAGGAAAUAAAAAGGAGGUUCAGACCUGUUUAAAACGAAUUCGACUUGAUCUGCCUAUUGUACAUGAAGAUUUUGUUAACAAUAAUGAUGAAGUUGAAGACGCUAAUAACCCAGAUGUAUCUGCUACUGGAUUUGAUCCCUUUUUGUCAAGUUCAUCUGACAGCAGGAAGUUUGCUUCUGAACCAACUAGAAGCCUAACAGAAGAGCAGCAACAGAGAAUUGAGAGAAAUAAACAGCUGGCCUUGGAAAGAAGGCAGGCAAAGCUACUGAGUAAUAGCCAGUCCCUAGAAAAUGAUGUGACAGUUGAAGAGAACAGUACUGGUGAGGAUCAAGAAGAGUCAGAUGGAUUAAACAUAGACACUGCUGAUGGUCCACAUGAUGUUCCUUUCGCCAGUACACAUGAAGAGGAACAGUUCAAAGCAGAGGAGACACAGCUGGACCAUACUAACCUAGACUAAUCUAGAAAUGCUGUAAGUAGCCAACUCUCUACAGCAGCAUCCUGCAAGCUUGGGGUUAUUUGUAGUGUUUUCUACUUUGUAUAAAUCCUUAAGUCUUAAGACUUAUGUGGAUUCCUGCUUAAAAUACAGGGACUUUUAAACUGUUUCCUACUUAUUUUAGUAAGUCUGUUUAUUAUUUUUGGUGUCCUGUAUAAGUCUGUCUUUAUAAGCUAUUUUGUAGUUUGCAUUGAAUUGUUUCUCGAUAAAUUGGGUAAUUUAAAAUGUAAAUAUGCACUGACUAUUAGGUCAGUUUUUAUAAAGAAAUAAAUUAUUUUGUAAGCAA
Molecule: messenger RNA, 1227 nt
Organism: Mus caroli (Ryukyu mouse)
Lineage: Eukaryota; Metazoa; Chordata; Mammalia; Rodentia; Muridae
Gene: Tipin
Product: TIMELESS interacting protein
Biological process (GO): DNA replication checkpoint signaling; replication fork processing; DNA damage response
Cellular component (GO): replication fork protection complex; nucleus
Molecular function (GO): DNA binding
Source: RefSeq, a predicted model, not a curated record